Molecule: messenger RNA, 2844 nt
Organism: Penicillium subrubescens
Lineage: Eukaryota; Fungi; Ascomycota; Eurotiomycetes; Eurotiales; Aspergillaceae
Exons: 4
Coding region: 1-2844 (947 amino acids)
Biological process (GO): regulation of DNA-templated transcription; DNA-templated transcription
Molecular function (GO): DNA-binding transcription factor activity, RNA polymerase II-specific; DNA binding; zinc ion binding
Source: RefSeq, a predicted model, not a curated record
AUGGAUGAGGAUGAACCUGCCACUGCCGGCAAGCAGAACGCUGGCGAGGGCUCGAGGCGCACCCGUACACCUCUGGCCUGUACCCAUUGCUGUCGGCGUUUUGCGAGGAAAGAGCAUCUUGUCAGACACCUGCGAAUUCACACUCAGGAAAAGCCAUUUACGUGCGAUACUUGUGGCAAGGAAUUCUCUCGUAUGGACAUCCUAAGCCGUCAUGCGGGGAUCCAUACCCAGAAGCGACAUUCCAAUACUACGAAACCCCUUUCGAAGAGGGCAUGCGUGCAAUGUGCGACAAGUCGAAUCCGCUGUACAAGAGAAGAUCCCUGUGCUCGCUGCGAAUCAAAAGGCUUCCGCUGCGAGUACCGGAUGCUGCCGACCGGGAAGCUAGGUGGUGUUGACAAGGAAGGCAUAUCUGAAACCGACCCCAACACGAGUCCCGAUGACCUAGCCGCCAACAAAGCUAUAUCUGGGUCGCUCGAGCAAACAGCCGCGCUGUAUGACGAGCAUAGCACUCAACAUCUGCUCGAGUCGGGAGUCUCCGUGAAUAGAAGUGAUCAUUGUCAGAUUUCCAUCAAUGCCAGCAUCCCCCUCAUGUACGAAACUGGCUCGAGACAGGCCCUCAGUCCUGAAUUCAUGUCCGGAAUAAAUUGGCUCUCACCGGGCCAAACAAUUUUCCAAGAAUGGGGAAGUCAACUAGCCGAUAUCACGGACAACGAGUUGUUUCCGCCGAUGUUCAAUAUGGUGGAUCUUCCAGAGAUGCCCACGCUCUUCAGUGCUGGCACUGAACAGCAAGUCGCAUCUGAAAAUCCCGGACAACUCUUCUCUGCUCACGCACAGCUAGGUUCCUGGGAAAAUCCAGAAGGUCACGCAGGGGUCAGAGAGCCAAGGUCACCGGAAACCUUCCUUGACGGGCUGUCAACGGGCACAUCAGGGUCGGUUGAAAGCAAAUACUAUGUCCAUGGGGUUGCAUCGAGAGCUCCUUUUCAACGCAGGUCUCGUAAUUCAUGGGUAGUGCCGGAUGGUUCGACGUCGGAUCUCUCGACAUCUGCCAGCAUUACUGGCAACAUCCCAACAUCCAUUGACCAUUGGCUGACACUAGAGGUAUAUUCCAACGUCGUUUUGAGCAUACAAGAGCAGAUAAAAACACAGCCACAAAUUCCGCCGCUAGAGUACUUUCGGCUCUGCGUGCACCUCUACUUUACACACUUGCAUCCCAACUUCCCCUUCAUCAAUCGAGUGACCUUUCUUAGCAAUGAGCCCCACUUAGUUCUGUGCAUUGCGGUUGCUGGUGCUGGGGCAGCGUAUCUACAAUCACCGCUAGGGACGCAAUGGAAGAACUCACUGAUGGAAAUACUGGGAACUACUCUAUCAAAUCAUCUCAGUCACUACCAAAAUAUUCCCCAAGAUGCGAGUUCAAUGCAGCUGUUGGAUAUGCAUAUCACAAUGGAGAUGGUGGACGAGGUCAUGCCACUCAUUCAAGCCAAGAUUUUGCACAUGCUGUUCAUGCUUCAUAGUAGCACCCUAUAUAUUACACGACGUGCCGGUUUUGAGCGUGCUGAAUUAACGCAAUGGUGUUCAUAUCUCAACCUAGUGUCAACAUCAUUAGGCGCUCCUACGUUGAUCAAAGACGCUACAGAUGUGCAGCUUUGGGUAAAAGCCCAGUCACGGCUCCGAGCGGGAAUGAUGAUAUGGCUUCUGGAUUCAAUGCUUUCUUAUGAGUCGAAUUGCAAGCACAUCAUGAAGCUGGGUGAUACCGCUAAAUGGCUGCCCUGCCAUGAAGUAGCAUGGGAGCAGCCAUCGAUUGCAAACAUCGAGUUCGCUCAGAGGUAUUCAGUAUCGUUCGUGGAUGCCAUCGACAUGAUCUAUAUUGAGAAGCGGCUUGCCCCACACCUUAGCGAAUUUAGCCAUGUUCUGCUCAUUCAUGCUAUCUACCGACGGACCACAGAAGUCGUCGACGAAAGCCGCAUGCGACUUUCAUACUGGAGCCCUACAUCCAGGAUGCAAGCAUUGGUCAGCGAGCCCAAUCCAGCACAGGAGUGGCCCCCAUCUAGCACAACAGCGUCAAACUGGCGCAACGCGGCCUGCGACUCACUCGAUGUUCUAAAUUGGGCAGCCAACAGCAAAUCUGCUGAAUCAUGCUGGGAGGAACCCACCAUUCUAUAUCUGCAUCUUUCUCGACUGAUCCUCCUCGCUCCGAUCGCUCAUUUUCAGACACUAGCAAAAUUCCCGUCAUUGCACACUUUGAAAUGGCCCAACUCGAUCCCUUUCAACCAAUACAAUUAUGAAAAUGCGCGUAGCCAGGUCCUCCAAUGGGCUAUUCGUGAUCAGUUUAAGGCCCGACUCUCGGUCGUACAUGCCGGUGCCUUGCUAUGGCAUGUCCGCCGCUUCAGCACAGACAACCUCAUAGAACCAUUCAGCGUUUAUAUUGCAACACUACUCCUCUGGGCAUAUAGUGCUUCGAUAUGCGCGGUUAGUAACUCUUCUGGUCCAGUGAGAGCUGAUCAGACCUCGCAAAAUGAUGAUCUCGCUCCGGAUGAUUCUGAUGAUGAGCCUCUUUGGCUUCGUCUUGACCGACCACUAGACGAUGAGCUCGUCCAGACAUACAUACGUGUCGGGAACAAAAUGUCUGCCCACCUCAAGGGGGUUGGAGAUAUCUGCAAGCAUGACGCACCUUUGAAGAUUCUUAAGCAGGGAUAUUAUUUACUCGUCGGGGAGAGGUAUUCUAGGAGCACCGACAAUACUGUCAAUGAAAGCGUGCCAGUGGAGACAAAACAUUGCACGUGGGAGAUACGGCGAUCAUAUGGAGCAAUAAUCCAGUGCCUGAUUGACGCGACAGGGGCUUCAUAG